Pezoporus occidentalis (night parrot) is the source of this 2113-nucleotide messenger RNA. RefSeq names its product SH2B adaptor protein 3 (gene SH2B3). Gene Ontology annotation, cellular component: plasma membrane. Gene Ontology annotation, biological process: intracellular signal transduction. The record is from RefSeq and is a predicted model, not a curated record. Gene Ontology annotation, molecular function: transmembrane receptor protein tyrosine kinase adaptor activity. The transcript is spliced from 7 exons. Bases 370 to 1845 code for a protein of 491 amino acids. Lineage: Eukaryota; Metazoa; Chordata; Aves; Psittaciformes; Psittacidae.
UGUGUGUGUGUGUACAAAGGCAUCUGCGCAGCUCUGCAUAAACAAACAGCAAAAGCAGAAGUCGGUGGCAGUGAAUUAGCAGUUGGGGACUGUAGAAAAUCCAUACAGGAAGCAAAACAGAAGAGAAAUCUCAGGCCACGGGGACUGAGGACGCUGAGAGGGCGCUUUUGAAAUAGAUGAAGCUCAUCGAGUGUGCGAUAGCUGCGGGCUGGGACGGCCGCCCCAUGGGAAGGAGGGCAGGCACCGGGCUCCCCCGACCGCUCAUCCGUGCUCAGGAAAAGAGCCAGAAGGUGCAAUUAUGCAUAAAGGAACAGCAGGAGGAAUUCAAAACCGGCUUUUAAGCGCAUCCGCCUCGCUGGAGCCACGGCAAUGAAUGGGCACGCUCUGCCGGCCGGCACGCCAGCGCAUCCCCGGGGCUGGCAUGAGUUCUGCGAGCUGCACGCCAUCAGCACGGCCAAGGAGCUGGCGCGGCACUACCUGCGCUUCGCCACCGAGCACCCGCACCAUGACCUCCUGGCCGCAGAGAACUUCUCGGUGCAGUUCACCGACCUCUUCCAGCAGUACUUCUGCCAUGAGGUGAAGGAGGGAUUCGCCAUGAACCAGCUCCGCAUCCUGCCCGCCGGCCCCGCGCGGGAUUACCGGGAGACGCACCGGCGCCACACGGAUGCCUCCUUGGGCCCGGUGGCCACCAAAGCCGAGGCGGAUCCAGGCUCUGAGCCCCCCGGCCGAGCUCCCGAAGCCACCCCAUCAGGGCUCCGCAAGUCCUGGAGCUCGGAGGAGCUGCUGGGGCCGGCACGGAGGCCUUUCUCGCUCAGCCAGCUGCGCAGGAGCUGGCGCAGCCUCUUCCGACGCCGGUCCUCGGAUGCUCUCCCUGCGGAUGGGGAUGGGGACGCGGCGGAGGCAGCGCUGAAGCCGGGACUGGGGAAGCGCAUCCUGCCGUGGGGGCUGUCGCGGGAGCAGCCCCCCGAGGUGCGCAAGGAGGGGGUCCUCAAGUACGGGCUGCUGGAUGAGAGCUCCUUGGACAGUGGGACGCGCUGGCAGCGCUGCCGCCUGGUGCUGCGGCGAGCGGGGACGUCUGAUGGCGAGGAGUACGUGCUGGAGCUCUUCGACCCACCCAAGGGCUCCAAGCCGAAGCUGCACGCUGCCUGCUCUGCCGUGCAGGAGGUGCGGAGGUGCACGCGCCUCGAGAUGCCCGAUAACCUGCACACCUUCGUCCUCAAGGUCACCAACGCCACCGACAUCCUGUUUGAGGCAGGGGACGAGCAGCAGCUCAGCUCCUGGACGGCCGAGAUCCGGGAAUGUGCUCGCAGGGGGUCUGAUGCGGGUGACCCCGAGCUGCUGGCGUGCUGGCACCCCAACCCUGCACCCUCCAGCCCCACCACCAGCACGGACACCCAGGGCCAAGCACCUGCGGCUGGCACUGACGGAGCGGGGCCAGUGCCGCGUCCAGCACCUCCGCUUCUCCUCCAUCGUGGAGAUGCUGCAGCACUUCCAUCGCUACCCCAUCCCGCUGGAGUGCGGGACAGCCUGCGACGUCCGGCUGUCCAGCUACGUCGUCGUCCUGCCCCAGCCCCAAGCUCCUGGCUCCAGCACCACGGUCCCUCUCCCGCUGCCCGUUCCCAGCUGGAGCCCUGCCUUCAGCCUCAGCCCCACCAGCUCCUCCUGUCCUCACGGCCCCGACGAGCCCCCUCCGGGCCCCCCAUCGGAGCAGAUCUUCCACGUGGUGCCGCCGCCGUCGGAGCUGGCGCAGAGCCUGCGCCCCGGCAGGGCACCCCCGGCGCCCCGGCCCCGCGAUUCGGACUACGAGGUGGAGGCACCGGGCCGGGGCCACGUCCGUGCCGUUGACAACCAGUACACAGCGCUCUGACCGGGGCUGCCACGCGCCGGGAUGCGCUUUCGGGUGGAGAAAUCCCAGAGCCCUGCUGGGAAUCCCAUGGAGGGACAGAACGUGCCCCGUUUCUUCCUUCUGGUUAGGGAUGAGCAUUGUAUUUUUGCAAGGAAAGGGGGUAAUUUUCACUCCAGUCCGGGUGUGCUCCCUCUCUUCGGCCUGUUAAAGGGCCUCUUAGUUGUAUUUUCUGGUUGUUAUAAUCAAAGCUUUCUUUGUCACUGUUUA